GCAUCCCCGCCGGCAUCCGAGCCGCGAAUUGGCGACGAUCACUUCCCUCGGAGGACCCCACUUCCCCAGACCGAGGGGGCCAUGGGGGCCGGAACGUGGUUGGACGAAAACCGGCAAAUGUGUCGACCUGUCUAAGAAAUCAGAAAUUCCAGGUAACGUUGUCUCUCGCCCAGCCCUCUCGCCCGGGGUUUGUCGAUGCGACCACCGGCCUGUUUCGUGUCCUCUUCCCAACGUCCGCCAGAAGCAGCUCCGUCACGCGCCGCGGCCUAAAUGACGUUCUGGCGCACCUGAGGUAGUGUGAGCCGCGAUUUGGGAUCCGCACUCUAAACUCGGCCAGAGGAAUGGACUGGGUGCAAGUACUCCCGAGUCAUCCGCUCGAGCCGGCGCUGCCGUCUGCGCGGGCCACGACGAAAACGACGACAGCGACGACAACGACGAUGGCAACGGACCAGGGAGCAGACAUGGACGGGUCGGUCAGCGCGGCGUGUUCGGCCGCCAGCGAGGCGGUCGCCAGGACGCUACUUGCUGUUAAUCGGUUUGUGCGAGAGGUGCGCGAGUCGCGAUCGGAAUUUGACGGCAUCACGACCGAGCUGCACUCGCUCGACGGCGUCCUCGACCUGCUCGGGUACGACGCCGCCUUCAUUCCCCCGUCGCUGGCCGAGCACACCCCGGCCGUGCUCGAGACCUGCCUCGCCCUCCUCAACGAGCUCGAGGGUUGCAUCUCGCUGCUGAACCGCCCGGACGUGCCGAGACCGGAAAAGAGGUCGCGCUGGCUGGCGAGCCGCAAGCAUGUCGACACCCUGCGAUGGACCCUGAGCGAGUACAAGCUGGUGCUCGGCCUGGCUGCGGACCUGGUUGGAGUGACGAAAUCACGGGCGACCGACGCGGCAGAUCGCGGCACGCCGGACGAUGAGCAGGCGCGAGGUGGUGAUGGGGCCGAAGAUAACGGGUUAGCGAUCGUCACGGCGCGGAUCACCGAGGUGGCGAACGAGCUGAAGGACGACCUGGAGCAGAGCGUGGCCAUGGCGAGACUCGGGCACUAUCUCGACAUGUUGCGGGCCGAGACGGGCGUCGAACCUCGGAGUCCCGUCCCGGCCCAGCGCGACGACCGCCGUCCGCAUCGCACCUCGUCCAUGGGCGGCCCCCCCGACAGCGCCAUCGACGUCAGUUACGACGACGUGCCCUUCCGGUCGGGGAAGCAGAGACGACCAACCCAGUCCACGAGCUUCUUGGCCGACCCUUGGGAAGAGGAGGAGGAAGACGGGGACGAGUUCGUCGGCGAGCUCAACGAAAUGCCGGCCCGAGUCCCACCGGUGCCACCGCGGUCCGCCUCGAGGAUGAGCUGCGCGAUGCCGAGCCGCCCGCCGGCGCAGCAUCGGCCGAGCACUGCCGAUACCUACUGCGACCCACGCCCUUCCCCGACACCGAGCUGGCCCAGCACUCCGCGGAUGUCGACGUCGACCUCGUCUUCUUCCGAUGUGUCGUACGGCACGAGCCAGGAGCCGUACUACACGCCCGUCACCGAGCUGCCCGAGCGGGCUGCUCCGAAUCCUCGCUUCCGCCCCGAGGCCAGGACGACCCAUAGCCGCCGGGGGAGCGCGUUAGGCCAGGUCCUGGAGUCCGUCUGGGAACAUCCCCAGCACGACGCCUCUCCCACGAGCGCUCCGGCAGGCGUUCCGGCAGGCGUUCUGGCAGGUGCGGGAAGCGAGACGCCCCCGUCCGGCCGCCAGUCCAGCCUCUUCCGCCGCCGCAGCUCCAAGCUCUCCACCACCUUCCGCAUGUUUGGCCGGAAGCGGUCAUCUUCUGCCAAGGGGGACGCCGCUACUGUGGGCGACGAGGCGGCGGCCCAAGUCCCAAACGCCGUAUUCGGCGUCCCCCUCGCCAACAGCAUCCAGGUGGCGAAGGGCGUCGCCGGAACCCGGCACGGGACGGGCGGGUCGUCGUCGCACGCGACGCGCGACUACCCGCUGUGCGUCCUGCGGUGCGUCUACCACAUCCGCGACUGCGGCCUGCACGUGCCGCACGUCUUCGGCGGCCUCGAGGACCAGGACAGGCUGGCCGAGCUCAAGGCUGUCUUCAGCUCGCCCGAGACGAGCUACGGCAAGGAGCUCGACUGGUCGCAGUUCACGGUCCACGAAGCGGCCGCCCUGAUCCUCGUGUUCCUGUCGGAGCUGCCGCGGCCGCUCAUCUCCGAGUCGGUCGCCAAGCGCUGGGUGUCGCUGUCCCGGCAGGCCGCCGUCGGCGGCGUCCGCCUGGACCAGGGGAUCGACUUCUGGGAGGAGGCCCUGCUGGGCGUCCAGGGCCACGCCCGCGCCCUGUUCAAGCUGCUGCUGAACCUGUGGGGAGACCUCGCCGACGCCGCGCCGGUCAACGAGAUGACGGCCGAGCGGCUCGCGGCCCGCGUCAUCCGUCCGCUCAUGCACACCAUCCCCGCCCGCCACCACACCGACUUCAUGCUCGGCCUGGCCUUUCUGAUCCGGAAGCGGUCCGAGUAUAACCUGGCAGCCAACGGCGUGGCACGAAAGAGCAAUGCUGCCUUUUGAGAUGUUUUUUUUUUUUUCUUGGAUAUUUAGUACAGGAAAGAAAAGGGAGGAGGUGGGGCGGGGGGUCGGAGGGAAAGCUAUGUUCUCCCCUGGUGACUCCCAGCUAUCCGCCGGCGUUGUUUCAUUUUGAGGCGUUUGCGGCCCAUUAUUUCUUCUUGUCUUGCUUUGAUACCCGAUAGGCGUCUGAGCUUUGUACGAUUGAUUAAUCAAAGUAGGUAUACCAUACUCCGUGACCCAUUGAUCGGAUUGUUUUUCCACGAGAAAGAGUCCCCAAGUCC
Thermothelomyces thermophilus ATCC 42464 is the source of this 2821-nucleotide messenger RNA. RefSeq lists its product as uncharacterized. Gene Ontology annotation, biological process: signal transduction. The coding region runs from base 462 to 2543 and encodes 693 amino acids. The transcript has 2 exons. The record is from RefSeq and is a predicted model, not a curated record. Lineage: Eukaryota; Fungi; Ascomycota; Sordariomycetes; Sordariales; Chaetomiaceae.